Messenger RNA from Penicillium atrosanguineum, 1614 nucleotides. RefSeq lists its product as uncharacterized. The transcript has a single exon. The record is from RefSeq and is a predicted model, not a curated record. The coding region runs from base 1 to 1614 and encodes 537 amino acids. Gene Ontology annotation, molecular function: aminopeptidase activity. Lineage: Eukaryota; Fungi; Ascomycota; Eurotiomycetes; Eurotiales; Aspergillaceae.
AUGCCAGCCGAUCAAAAAUCCAUCAAGGCCAUCCUCGAUACCAUCGCCCUUCGCUACCGUGGACCGGGCGGUGCAAUCGCUGUCCUAAAGGAUGGCGAGGUUGUUGGUCAACGUAUCUGGGGAUGGGCAGACAUGGAUGAGCGGAUUCCCCUGACAGCUCAAAUCCAAAUGCCUAUCUGCUCUAUCACCAAACAAUUCGUCUGUGCCCUGCUCAUUGAUCUUGAGCGCAACCCGACGCCAGCAAUGGCUGCCAAGGGCGAUGUUCAGAAGCAAUUCUCCGUCGCUCUUGGUGAAAUUUUGCAGCCUGAGAUUCUCAAGGACAGCGGAUUGACUAUCCAGAACCUGGUCGAUAUGCAAUCCGGCUUGCGUGACUACUGGGCCAUGACCACUCUCUGGGGUGCUAAGCCCGAAGACGAAUUCCUGGUAGAACGCGACGGGCCUCCGGCGAUGGAACGCACGAAGUCUUUCCACUUCAAGCCCGGGACGGAAUACUCAUACUCCAAUAUCAACUUCUACGUGGUUGCGCGAGUCAUCGAGCGAGUCACCGGGGAGCCGCUCGAUAGGCUGUUGAAGGAACGCCUUCUCGGUCCGGCUGGAAUGGAAACUGCGUUCCUAUGCGCUAACACCGCACACCACCCUUCUCCCUGUGUUGGGUACGAAGGAAAUGAGAUAAAUGGAUACUAUGCUGCAGUGAACCGGAUGGAAUGGGCUGGUGAUGCUGGGUUAGUAGCUUCUCUUGAUGAUAUGAUCGCCUGGGAAAAGCACCUAGAGAAGAGUUUCGCAGACCCCCAAAGCUGGUAUCAGAUCAUCUACGAACCGCAGACGUACACAGAUGGCAAUAUUGCUAAAUAUCAUUAUGGAAUGGCGCAUAUUGACAUUGACGGUGUGGAUUCGAUUGGUCAUGGUGGUGCGCUUCGUGGAUACCGUCUUCACCGACGCCACGCACCACACGAGCAUCUGUCAGUUGUUGUUUUGUUCAACCACGAGGCUGAUGCAUCGGCGGCCGUUGACGACGUCUUGCGCGGUAUUUUGGACAAACCCAAGGUCGAGAGUACCCCUAUUGCAGCAAGCGCGGAUUGGGCUGGUAUCUUCCUCGACCAGGAUACCCAGCUUAGCGUCACUGUGGCCAAGGGGUCGCGGGAAGGAGACGUCCUUAUAACUUAUGCGCGCCAUCAUGAAACAAUCAGGUUGACUGAUGCUACGCAUGGGAAAUCUAGUUCUAUGACAGCGACUAUCGAUGGAGAUAACCUACGCAUCCAUCGUGUUGUAGAGAACCGCAAGCUGAACGCCAAACGUCUGAUCAAAGACGAAUCUUCCGCCAAAAAUACACCUCUUCAGGGUCAAUAUCAAUGCGCAGAGGCUCAAUCUACGUUCCACUGCACUGGUGACUUAGGAAUGCUGUACGGAUCCUUCGAUGGAUACCUUGGCCAAGGACCCGCGACCCCUAUGCGAUACCUGGCCGGUGAUGCCUGGGCUCUGACUUGCCCUCGCGGUCUAGAUGCACCUGCUCCGGGUGACUGGACCAUGGUGCUUCAGCGUGAUGAAAGCGGGUCUGUCGUCGGAUUCAAGGUUGGAUGCUGGCUAGCCCGAGGACUCGAUUUUGUGAAGAAAUAG